Helicoverpa armigera (cotton bollworm) is the source of this 2345-nucleotide messenger RNA. RefSeq lists its product as uncharacterized. Gene Ontology annotation, biological process: proteolysis. The transcript has 2 exons. The record is from RefSeq and is a predicted model, not a curated record. Gene Ontology annotation, molecular function: metalloendopeptidase activity. Bases 124 to 2289 code for a protein of 721 amino acids. NCBI's taxonomy places the organism in Eukaryota, Metazoa, Arthropoda, Insecta, Lepidoptera, Noctuidae.
CUGUGACAGGAUCAGCUGUCAUCUGAUCUGUCAUUGCCAUGAUAAUUUUAAUCAAUGUGCGGCUACAAGAAUUGUAAAAUAAAUAAUAAUUGAUGAAAUAAGCUUGAUAUUAGUUGUUAAACCAUGGCUUUAUCGUUUUUACGUAGUAGUGUAAUUGCCCGCAACGUUAAAAGACAACUUUAUCAGAAUAAACGCAACGCUGGAUACGUUGUUCUAAUUCCAGAGAUAGGAGAGGAUGCAGAAAAUACUUUACUGUCCGACAAUGGACUACCAGAGUUUAAUGACAUCUCAAUCGAAAAAUGCAUAGCCACAAUCAGUAAGCAGAGUUUAGAGUACGAAAAUGGAGUCCGACAGAUUGAACAUGCUUCAGAAAAUUGCAAAAAUGCAUUUGUUGAAGUAUUUAAGCCAUUGGAAAAGUUAGAUUCACAGUUGGAACUGACAUGGGGAAUGGCAAAGACUCUGUACCUCGGAAACAGUUCACUCAUGCCCACAAAAUCAUAUAUACACAUACAUGAGAGAGCCCACAAGGCUCGCUCCACAAAAUUCAACAGCAUACCCAUCUUCCAAGCUGCAGUCACAGAAAAAAAUAGACUUAAAAAACUAACAGAUGAAGAACAGAGGCUACUUGAUAAGUACAUUCUAGAAGGUAAACUAAAUGGUCUAGAUGUAAAAGGCAUCAAAAGAGACAGAUUAAACAAUGUCCUGUCAGGGUUACAGAAAGAAAGGCAGAUGUUCAGAGACAAAGUGAAUAUAGCUAAUAAGGUCUUCACAAGCACUAUAAAGGAUGACAGGCUUAUGAGAGAAUUCCCAGAUACUCUAGUCUACUCUAUGGCAAUGGGUGCUGACCCUCAAAAAGGCCCAUGGAAGGUUACUUUGCAACCCCAUAUUUAUGAGCCAUUCAUGCAGUACUGCCCUGAUAGAGACCUGAGAUGGAAUGCUUGGCAGGCUCAUGUACAAAGAUGUUCCAACUACGUCAACAAAGAACUUGAAACUGGCACGAAUCUGGAAAAUAUAAGGAGUUUACGCAGAGAGCAGGCCACCAUACUUGGUUAUGAAACGUAUGCAGACAUGAGCAUGGAAACCAAAAUGGCUGGUUCUGUUGAAAAUGUGAACAAUGUGCUUGACAGUUUGCUGGAGAGUGCCAGGUCCAUGCAGGAUGUGGAACUUGAGUUGCUGCAGAGAUAUGCACAGGAGAGAGGCUUUGAUGUCAAACUAGAACAGUGGGACAUACCUUAUUGGCAAAGGAAACAGAAAUGGUCCCUGUAUGGUUUUGAUGAAGACAAAAUUAGGGAGUACUUCCCACUACCCAGAGUGAUUACUAGUCUUUUCAAUUUGUGCAGCCAAUUAUUUAACAUCCAAAUUGUUGAGCGAACGGGCAUCCAUACUUGGCAUAAGGAUGUUAAGUUCUAUGAUGUUUAUGAUGAGUCUAGUGAUGCCCCUAUUGCCAACUUUUAUCUGGACCCAUAUGCACGCCAGGACCUUAAAAUACGCAUUUACGAUGAUGCUGGGUGGCAUAUUGCAAUCAGAAACAAAUGCACAUCUACUGAGACAACCCCAUUAUCAGCAUUAAUAUUUAAUUUCCAAACUCCAAGUGAAGACAAACCAUCUUUACUGACCUUCAAUGAGGUUGGUAUUCUGUUCCAAAGAUUUGGUCAUUGUCUGCGUCAUUUACUGACAAAGGCUAAUUACUCUGAAGUGGCUGGACUUUCUAAUGUCGAGUGGGAUGCUGCCGAGGUUUGUGGCCAAGUGAUGACUCACUGGCUUUAUGACCCCAACACUAUUAGAUCAGUGAGUGGCCAUUGUGAAACAGGAGAGCCUUUACCAGAUGACAUUGUGAAGAACUUGCAAAACAUCAGAGGGCACAUGUCAGGAUACAACUUGUGCAAAGAACUUUAUCUGUCCAAACUUGACUUGGAACUGCACUCGAAAAAGGCUUUCUGGAGAGACAUUGUUAGGGAAUUGUGGCCUAAAUACCAUGCUUUACCUUUUGACAAGUAUGACUCUCAUCCUCUUUCGUUUACUAAGAUCAUCUCUGAGGAAUGGGGCAGUGCGUACUAUUGUCGUUUGUGGUCGAGAAUGAUCGCCGCUGACAUCUACAGUGCAUUUGAGGAAGCCAGGCAAGGUGACCAGGAUGUCCUGGAUGUGGGCAAGAGGUAUAGAGACACAUUCUUGGCUGUUGGAGGUAGUUGUCACCCCAGUGAGGUGUUCAGGAGGUUCCGCGGAAGGGACCCCUCCCCACACGCACUACUUAAGAAUCUUGGUCUACCCAAAAAAGCUAUUGAAGAGUAAAACAUUCAGUUAAUGUAUUAUAAUUUUAUUCCUAAUAUUAUAAUGUUUCUGGUGUA